UAUAUAAAGUUAAUGACUUAAGAAUGCCUCUCUACGUUUUUUUAGGUAUUUAUCAUUACAGCUAUUAAUUCAUUAAUAACUAAAUAUAACCAACUGCUUUUUUUUUUUGUCCUCAACAUGACUAUAGUGGUUGACAGUAACGGCCUAAGUGAAAUUGUUGGUUUUUGUCUUCUGACCAGUGAAGACCAGGAAAAUGUGUCAGAUAUGGCCACAACAUUUAAAAAACAUAAUCCUCAAUGGAAAAAUAUUAAAUGCAUAAUGGCGGACAAGGAUUUUACUGAAAGAAAUGUGUUUAAACAACAAUUUUCAGGUUCACAAAUUUUGAUUUGCAUUUUCCAUUGUUUGAGGUCAAUGUCCCGGGAAAUAACCUCUGAAAAAAUUAAAAUUAUCUCUGAAGAAAGAGCUAAGUGCUUGGAAAUAAUACAAAGCAUUGUUUAUGCAAAAAAUGCAAUUCAUUAUGAUGAAAUCCACAAGAAACUUGAAGGCACAAAUAUAAAGUCAGUAAUCGAUUACUUUAAUAAAAAUUGGCACGGUAUCAGAAUAGAAUGGGUUAUAUAUUUCCAAUCCAAAUUUAUGACUCUUGGUAUAUUUUUUCUAUAUGUUAAUACUGUCAAGUUAGGUUUCAACUAUGUACUUCUUAUUUUAUUGUUUUAUGAAAUCGAACAAAUAAUCGACUAGAAAGUAUAAACUAAAAAAUUACCCAAGUAGUAACUAAAUUUUCAAGAUUAGAUCAAUUAUUUCAAGGUAUAUGAAAGUAUGGUUUUCAAUUUUUAUUUAUUUAUCAUAAUAAUAUAUGAAUUUAUAGGGUUAGAGAUGUUAAUAGUAAC
Rhopalosiphum padi (bird cherry-oat aphid) is the source of this 827-nucleotide messenger RNA. RefSeq lists its product as uncharacterized. The record is from RefSeq and is a predicted model, not a curated record. The coding region runs from base 118 to 678 and encodes 186 amino acids. Lineage: Eukaryota; Metazoa; Arthropoda; Insecta; Hemiptera; Aphididae. The transcript has 2 exons.